Messenger RNA from Ciona intestinalis (vase tunicate), 3279 nucleotides. NCBI's taxonomy places the organism in Eukaryota, Metazoa, Chordata, Ascidiacea, Phlebobranchia, Cionidae. The record is from RefSeq and is a predicted model, not a curated record.
UAAGAGCUCUGAGCUCUUAUAUGUUAGCUUAGUGUAAAUAUUGCAAUAGGGUCCCCUGGUUACAUAUUUACGAAUCAUGAACUAGAACUUGUUAUCUGCAUUUAAUGAUUCGUAAUAUUACUUUCGCAGCAAGCAACUUUAACAUGGAAUGUAAAAGAGUUAAAGAAAGUGGUGUCAUGGACUGCGACGCAGCAGCCUCCGAAAAAAUCGAUAAUAAACCAGAAACCAGCAAUAAAUCGAUGUCUCGUUAUCUGUACAUACUUGGGUUAACGGUGAUGUUCAUCUACGGUUCUUAUAGCGGUGUGAUCGGGUUAGAAAGCAGUAUCAACAUAGAAGGCGGCCUCGGCACCACCAGCGUUAUGAUCGUUUUCAUCGUGUCUUCGUUUUCCAGCAUUUUUCUUUUGCCUAUCAUCAUUGAUUUCCUGGGACCAAAGUUCGCUAUUAUACUUGGUGAACUUGGAUUUGUUGCUUACAUUGCAUCCAACUUUUACCCAAGCUGGUACACCCUCAUUCCUGCGGCAGUGGUACACGGUAUCACAGAAAGUGGCAUGUGGGCCGGUGGGUCAUGCUACGUUACUUUCCUUGCGAAGAAGCAAUGGAAAAAAGAAACGCGACGCAACGAAGACAGUGGCCGAUCGCAAGAAGCUUUGAUUUAUCAAUACUUGGGAAUUUAUUACACCAUGCUUUUUUGUGGGGACCUUAUUGGAAGUGGAAUAGACGCCGCAGUUUUACUCGGAUUGCAGGACCAUGGUGUUUCUAGCAAACCAACCAAUAGCAGUAUCAUCAAUGCAAGUUUCUUUAGUUCAUCAACACUCCAAUAUUCUUCAUUAGCAACAACCAACUCUACUUGGAUGCCAUUAUUUGGAUCAAAUGUAACUCCUGAAAUAAAGAACCCUUUGGCGUUAUGUGGUUCGCAAGAUUGCCAGGCGGACUAUAUCUACGACUCCAGCGAGGACGAUUUGGAGAAAUUCCAUCCAAGUAAAACGAGCAUUUACUUUCUGCUUUCCUUAUUCACAAUCUGCCCCUUGAUUUUUAUUUGUUUACAAGCCAUAUUUCUCCCAAAGGCGUCAGUUAAAGAUGACCAAACAAAAGAUGAAGAAAGCAGAACACAAUCAACAAAGACCAAUCGGGUUUUAGCAAAAAUGAAAGUAGAGUUAAAGGACACGUUUCGAUUCGUGAUAUCGCCGUUGCAUCUGUUUAUUGCACCUUUUAUUUUCUACAAUGGAUUGUACUACGCGUACGUCAUAACUGAAUAUACAAGAGCGUUUGUAUCUUGUUCUAUUGGAGUCGAAAAGUUGGGAUUGGCAACUGGGGUUCUCGGUGCUUUUACCAUAUUUGGGACACUUAUUGGUGGUCGUGUUCUAUAUCGACUUGGAAGAACGAAAUAUGCAAUAGUGGUUGUAUGUUGGCACUUAGGUACAUUCUUAUGUAGUAACUUUUGGCAACCACACCCCAACAAUACAUGGGUCAUAUACUUGCUUGGUGCUUUCCUUGGGAUUGGACAAGGAGUUAUAAACAACAUGCUUGAAGGUUUGACAGCACACUAUUUUCGUGGCACUGAGGGCAUCGCUUUCAGUGUUAAAAACUGUAUUAUGAAUCUAGGAAUUGUAGCUGGCACAGCGUGGAGCACCAGUCUAUGCGUGUAUGUGAAGAUUUACAUUUUAAUUGGGAUUAUUUUGUUUUCGGUAGUGUGCUUUUUCAUAGCAGAAAUGUUGUUUUUAAAACAAAAGAAAAAACGAGCUUCCAUUUAAAAAAUAAACAGCAAUCUAUUCUAAUACGGUGGUACGAAAUCGUAGCCACAAGACAACGCAUCGUUGUUUGAUUUUGUCUACAGCAAGCUUAUAAUUCUUUGUAUUAACAUAUUUUUUUAAUGAUUCUCAAAGCUUAUUAUAAAUGAUAUGUUUUUGAAUUUUUUGUACGAUAUUGUUGACUUUGAAUUCUUUUGAUAAAUUGUCGUUUUGGGGGGUUUUACCUUUAAUCCUUUAGGUCGUUUUAUACUGUUUUAAGUGCCAAAAUAAAAUCAAAAUUGACAAUAAGUCACAAAGUCACGAAUCAGUAGUUGUGCAGACCACAUGUAUAAAGCUUGAACACAAUUCGAUGCAAACACGGUUGUUCUUUUGCUUUGAUUAUUGCCGUUGCAGUGGCAAAGUCUCAUAGUUGUAGUAACAGUGGCAAAAGUGCCUUGGAUAAACCUUGUGAUGAGCAAUGUGGCACGAAUAAAUGGUCAAAUCAAGAAUCGUGUGUCCAUAACUGUUUAAAUUGUAUUAAGUUGAGUUACAGGCCAGAUUCUUACCCUUAAAUAAAAUAAUAUACCAUGUCGCAGUUAAGCACGAGCUGCAUCGAAGCUACGGACAAACGUGAGGACAGCAAGAGUAUAUAGCUCUUACUGUCCUCACAACACAGAAAAUAGGAGCCCAAACGGGGAAGACUCGGCGUAUUUAGUUUCCUGUGUUCGCUGGAAAAACGCAAGAUGAGCCGCUCAAUCAGUUGCGCCAGACGUAACACCACUGUUUAUUAUACAAUCUUAUGCAUUAGGUUAAAUAUGGGUAAACUAUAAUAUUAAAUCUGUACGCGCGGUCAACCGUUAUACACUAUGUUACUUUCCUUGGUAAGAAGCACUGGGAAAAAGCAAGGCGUGCAACGAAGGAAAUGGCCUGUCGCAAGAAGCUUUGAUUUAUCGAUGUGAUUUAUUGUAGGGAAGCAAGUACUUUCACGCAGUAUGGCGUUUCAGGAACAACUUUAGGUUUCGCUCUUUUAUAGUUAAACAUAGGAGGUGUCAGCAAAUUUACAUAUACAUCAAUUCUUCACAUAUAGUAAGGUUAGAAAAGUUAUGAAAAAAUAUCGAGGCUUGUACCGUUAACCCUAUAGUAUUGUAGGACUUUAAUUAAAAAGACAUCGCAGAUUUAUAUCGAUUGCAAGGCCAAGGUGUUACAAGCAAACAAACCAAUGGCAGUAAGACAUUUGGAGUUUUUUUAGUUAGCUAAAGGCGGUUUCACACUACGGGCGGUAAAGACAAUGGCGUUGGGAGAAAGCGAUUAUCGGCCGAUAUGUCUGCCUAUGCAUUUCUACAAGGAUUCACACAUAAAUGUAAAAACGCCCUGUUCUGUUCGGCGGUUGGAAAUUGAAUGUAUUCGUUUUAACGUAACUAUGCGAUAACAACAGAGGAAAAUACACAUGAAAAGCUAUAAUUUCGUUUACAGGCAUUGGCUUUUAAAAUUAUUAUAGCGCAGAUGCCGAAUUUAUCAUAAAAUUAGAUAAUAGUAUAUCUGCUCCUAUAUU